This is a messenger RNA of Stegostoma tigrinum, 1781 nucleotides long. It is a transcript of the gene mettl27, whose product is annotated as methyltransferase like 27. The record is from RefSeq and is a predicted model, not a curated record. The transcript is spliced from 8 exons. Gene Ontology annotation, molecular function: S-adenosylmethionine-dependent methyltransferase activity. Bases 524 to 1216 code for a protein of 230 amino acids. Lineage: Eukaryota; Metazoa; Chordata; Chondrichthyes; Orectolobiformes; Stegostomatidae.
GUAUAUUGCAUGAAACACCGUUUCCGUUUUUGGGCACAACUUAAUGAGAAACUUUUUACAAGUACAACCAUGUCACGUGGGUUUUCCAAAGUGCGCUCAGAUUACCACUUCCUUCAAAUAAAGCUGGUAGGCGACCCCUCGUAAAUGCAUCCCAUCAUCCUUGAGUAAUUCCUUCGCUUGGUUUAUCCAGUGUUCAGAUCAGUUUCUUCUAUAUUGCACUAUUUCUCAAUGUCUGCAGUUCUGAAAUGCCAAGAAUUUUUUUAGUGAAUAAAUGCUAUUCUCGAGUUUGAAUAUUUGAAAUGUGAGAAUUACUGACCCCGCCCACGGUCGACGCCGACGAACCCCGCCCACGGCCGACGGAACCCCGCCCACGGCUGACGCCGACGGAACCCCGCCCACGGCCGACGACCUCAUCGCUCCGCCCACAACCUCCACAGCCAGCAACCCCAGAGAAGACAGCCACACUGAGCCCUGCCGCAUCUUCACCAUCCCCCCAGACCUCCCACUGACUGAGGACGAACGAAUGGCAGCCUAUCAAAGAACGUUUACAGAUGUACAGAGAACCGUUCUCUCUGCUCAUAGGGAAUCCACGACUGAAGAUAAAAUGUCAUUUUAUGAUAGUUGGUCUGAACUCUAUGAACAGGAUGUGAUGAUUCUGGAUUAUCGUGCUCCAGUUGUGGCUGCAGAAAGUCUGGCAGCAGUAAUUCAGGAAAAUCGUGACAAAGUUUUGGUCCUGGAUGUUGCCUGUGGAACUGGACUAGUUGCUAAACAGCUGCAAAGAUUCGGUUUUCUGAACUUUCAUGGAGUGGAUGGCAGUGAAGGAAUGUUGGAAUUGGCACGGUGCAAAUCGAUAUACCAAACACUUCAGAAAUGUAUGCUGGACUCUGAGUUGCUUCCAGCAUCUUCAGACAGUUAUGAUGCUGUUGUGAUUGUUGGGGCAUUAAGUGGAGGGCAGGUCCCACCUGCCAUCCUUCCUGAACUCCAUCGUGUUACCAAACCAGGGGGCUUUGUGUGCAUGACAACCCGAAACAAUACCUCAAACCAAUUCUACAAAAAACAACUACAGGCUGUAAUAGAGGAAAUGGAACAGAACAGAUUGUGGGAAAGAGUUACAGUGCAAGAAAUAGAACAUUGGGAAAAAGCAACAGCUGAAGUUGAACAUGGUUCUACAUACAUCUCUGGGAUUAUCUAUUUAUACCAAAAAUCAAGGAGUUAGCAUUAUAGUGAAAAUAAUGAAACUCAAUCUUCAUUGAGGUUCUGUUGCUUCAGCAUAGAUCUUAAUUCAUACUGACCCAUCCGAUGUUGUGUAAAAUACAGGAUUGUUGCUAACAAAAAUUGUUCUACAAUAAAAUUGUAUUCAUAUGCUGAUUGGCAGUUGUCAUUCUAAUGUAAACAGUGUUUUACAACUGGAAUGAGUAAACUAAAUUAUUUGAAAGAAAGUAGGUAUUCCACAAUCACUGAUAACACCUUAGUUGGAGCAAGUCUAUAAAAGCAGAAAAUACUUGAAAUAUUCAGCAGGUGUGACAGCACUUUAAGAGAGACAUUCCAGAAAAGUAGAAUAGUAUUAAUAUUACUAGAAUCUGCUAUCUUUGAGGCAGACAUGUAGAGUUUAAGAACUGAAAAUAGUAGUAGGUUUCCUUUCUCUGCAUUGAAAUAUCUCUUCUUGUGUUGAUAUCACUUUUUAAAGAAGUAUCACAUUCAUCUAUGUCCAACCAAUUUGGAGCAGGUCAGCACCUACAUGUAAGUCACAAGCAUCAAUAACUACCAUGAAGGCUUCCUGA